CACACAACCGCCGACGUCGCGCCCGCCGCUGUCCGCCCCGCCCAAGGUAACUUCUCUAUUCUCACCACAAAAUGCCAGGUGUACGUGAUAUCAGCGCGGAGGCGUUCAUCGCAGCGUACUCGUCCCACCUCAAGCGAUCGGGCAAGCUCGAGGUCCCCACAUGGGUUGACAUUGUCAAGACCGGCUCCUUCAAGGAGCUUGCGCCAUAUGACCCCGACUGGUACUACGUUCGCGCAGCCGCGAUUGCACGACACAUCUACCUCCGAAAGGAUGUCGGCAUCGGCGCCCUGACGAAGCUUCACGGUGGCCGUAACCGUCGCGGCAACCGUCCCUCGCACCACGCCGACUGCUCUGCAUCUGUCCAGCGCAAGAUCUGCCAGUCGCUCGAGAAGAUUGGUGUCCUUGAGCAGACCGACAACGGGGGUCGUCGGAUUAGCCAGGACGGCCAGCGGGAUCUUGACCGCAUUGCAACCGCUGUUGUGGAGGCUGAGCGGGAAGACGAGGACGAGGAAGAGGAGGCUGAGGAGGCUGAGGAGGAGGAGUAGACGCGACGCGGAUAGGAGCGUCGGCGAGCUCGGUUUGCCUCCCUCGCGGGGCGACUGGUGUAUGUAUUCCGCAUGAGCCUUUACAGCAUUAUCACGGGUAUGACACAUGCGACUUUUCCAAAAA
Postia placenta MAD-698-R-SB12 is the source of this 669-nucleotide messenger RNA. RefSeq lists its product as hypothetical. The coding region runs from base 72 to 545 and encodes 157 amino acids. Gene Ontology annotation, biological process: translation; ribosomal small subunit assembly. Gene Ontology annotation, cellular component: cytosolic small ribosomal subunit; ribosome. The transcript is spliced from 3 exons. Lineage: Eukaryota; Fungi; Basidiomycota; Agaricomycetes; Polyporales; Adustoporiaceae. The record is from RefSeq and is a predicted model, not a curated record. Gene Ontology annotation, molecular function: RNA binding; structural constituent of ribosome.